Effrenium voratum is the source of this 672-nucleotide messenger RNA. The record is from the annotation of a GenBank genome assembly. NCBI's taxonomy places the organism in Eukaryota, Dinophyceae, Suessiales, Symbiodiniaceae.
AUGGCGAAGCCGAUCCAGCGAGUUUUGCCAAAACCCGAGGAGCAGGAGACAGAGCUUGACAGACUCUGCGCGGGAAGUGAUGAGGGAGUCCCAAGUGCUCGGCCAAAGCAGCGGGCACGACCUGAGCCAAAGCCGGAGGACACUGACACAGAGCCACCAACGGAGGAUGCAGAUGAUGCCACGGAACCUCCCAGUGAGGAAGAGCAGCGAAGGAAAGACGAUGAUAUCGAGCUGGAGCCAACAUCGAUGGUGGACUCUGAGGCUGAAGCUGCUGCAGAGGCCGCUGCUUUGCAAGUUCCGUGUGCAAGACCAAAGCAGCGUGCACGUCCUGCGAUGAAGUCGGUUGAGGAGAUUGAAGCAGAAAAACAGCUUGAAGCCAUAUAUCGCCGAGAGGCAAGAAGCGACAAUGGAAAGCAGCACAGCGCAGCCUGUGACGAUACGUCGCCUGAGUCGGCCGGAGAGCAGGACUUGCGGCGCUCGCCCCAGGCUGGUCGGAGCAAAGCCAUGGCAAGGCCAAGGCAGCGGCCAGAGGAGGAUGUCUUGCACGACUUUCCGGACAAGCGCCCUAGACUGGAAGAGGCAAACCAAGAUCAUAUUCCUUGCGCAAGACCAAAGCAGCGGGCACGAAACAAUCAGGAGAUCCGUUUCCGCUUCUUGGGAACCGGGACCUAG